UCAAAUUAUCGGGAUAUGUAUUUCCUUAGAUAUUAGGGCCGCAAAGAGACCGAUUAGACGACAACAAUAAUUAUUCUUUGUCAAAUUUAUUCGUUAAAAUCUUAGAAACUGACGCAAACCGAUGCAAACGGCUUGAAAGGUUGUAUGAGAACAAAUGUUUAGACCGUUGGCCCGAAGAUUUUUACAGAAAUCCAUCUGGCCAGCAUGCUGCUCAUGUAACAGAUUGAACAAGAAUAUUAUCAUCAUCUUUGGCAGUCCGCCAAGUUUCACAAAAACAUCACACAGAUAUAUAUCAUUAAAUUCGCAAAGAAUAAGAUUUCCUAAAAUGACGGGAGGGAAACUAAACACUGUAAAAAUGGACUCUCAAGAUUUUAAAGCACUCUUCACCCCAGAAUUAAACCAGCUCAUUGCAUUGUUUGAGAAGAAUAAUUAUGAGCUGCGUAUUGCUGGCGGCGCUGUACGGGACCUGUUGAUGGAGAAGAAGUUGCAUGAUGUUGAUUUUGCGACAACUGCCACACCAGUACAGAUGAAAGAAAUGUUUGAACUUGCUGGGAUUAGAAUGAUCAAUGCUAAAGGAGAAAGCCAUGGUACAAUCACUUGUAGAAUUAAUGACAAGGAAAAUUUUGAGGUAACCACACUAAGAAUUGAUGUACGAACUGAUGGUCGACAUGCAGAAGUUGAGUUUACAAAAGAUUGGCAGCUGGAUGCCAACAGACGAGAUCUUACCAUUAACGCAAUGUUUCUAGGUUUUGAUGGGACAGUUUAUGACUAUUUCAAUGGUAUAGAAGAUGUUAAGAAUCGUAGAGUGAGGUUUGUUGGUAAUCCAGAGGAUAGAAUUCAGGAGGAUUUUCUAAGGAUCCUCAGAUACUUCAGGUUCUAUGGGAGGAUAGCAAAGUCUCCAAAUGAACAUGAUGAUGCAACACUGAAGGCAAUAAAGGAAAAUGCGGAGGGUUUAUCAGGGAUAUCUGGAGAAAGGAUUUGGAUGGAGAUGAAGAAAAUUGUUGUGGGAAAUUUUGCAGGCAGUAUUGUUAAAUGUAUGGUGGAAACGGGUAUUGUUAAAUAUUUAGGACUCCCUGAAGAUGCUAAUUUUGAGGAGUUUGAGAAGAUAUGUGACCGGACAGAAGACUUGAACCCACAACCAAUGACAAGAAUAGCUGCACUUCUUGAAAACUCAGAUCAGGUGUACCAAGUGAACAAGAGGCUUAAAGUGUCUAAUGAAGAACUUAAGACCUGUUUAUUUAUUGUAAUGUAUCGCGACCAAGAAGAAGGGGAUGACCUUAUUCAAUACUAUAAACAUUUAAUCACAAGGCUGUCUGGCAAGGAAAAAUAUGUUGUAAGGAGAGUCAUAGAGUUGUUCAAAUAUAAAGGUCUUCAUGAAAUGAUUACAGAAAUAUCAGAAUGGACACCACCUAAAUUUCCUCUCACAGGACAGGAUCUUUUAGACAAGGAGAUUAAACGCGGACCAGUAUUUGCAAAGACCCUUGAGGCUUUAAGGACUGUUUGGAUCGAUAGUGACUUUAAGUUGACGAGAGAAGAACUGGUCGAGAAAAUCGACGAGAUGGUGGCUCAUGUUCGGACUUGAAUAAGUUGUCUGAUUUGUUGUAUUUUGAAUGUUAUCUAAUCGUGUAAAAAAAGCAAUUAAAUGUUUCGUAAUUAUUA
This is a messenger RNA of Ruditapes philippinarum (Manila clam), 1659 nucleotides long. RefSeq names its product CCA tRNA nucleotidyltransferase 1, mitochondrial-like. Gene Ontology annotation, molecular function: nucleotidyltransferase activity; RNA binding. The record is from RefSeq and is a predicted model, not a curated record. The transcript has 8 exons. Lineage: Eukaryota; Metazoa; Mollusca; Bivalvia; Venerida; Veneridae. Bases 155 to 1582 code for a protein of 475 amino acids. Gene Ontology annotation, biological process: RNA processing.